AUGGCAGAGGAGCAAGGACGAGGGCCGCCUUCUAUACACAGAGAAGACCUGUCCAUCCACCACCGAGAAGACGAAGCUCGUCACCGACUCCCCCCCGUAGGAGCACCCGAAGACCCCAGAUACUCCGACGACAGACACCAGAGACCCAACAUGGCCGCACCAGUGACACUCCCCUCCAUUCAGGAUCCUCACGGAGCGUACGGUCAGCCCGCGUACCCGAGAUCAUACCCUCCCGAUCCUCGAGGUGACCCGCGCGCCAGCAACUACAGCGCAUCGCCCAAUUCCGUGAACGGCUACCCGCCUCCGCAACCGGGCGGCCACCCCCCUCAAUUGCCGCCGUUGCAGCCCCCGGGAGACCCAAGAUCCCCCACUUACCCUCCCCCGCCAGACGCGAGGGACGACUACUAUAGGAGCCGCCAGCCCCCUCCGCCUCAGUACGGCGGCGAUCCCUACUACCAAGACUACCACAACCGCCAAGGGCCCCCUCCUCCUGGUCGCUACCCCGAUUACCCUCCUCCUGGCCCAGGUGGGCCGCGGUACGACUAUCCGCCGGGCGCGCCGCGAUACGACUACGGCCCGGGAGGUCCUGCCAUGCAGCAAGCAGCGCCUCGUCAGCGCACAUCCAUUGCUUGCAGAUACUGCAGGAAGAGAAAGAUCCGAUGCAGUGGCUACCAAAGCGCCCCAGGGGGGAAGUGCGUCAACUGCAGUAGAAUGAACCAGGAAUGCAUAUUCCAACCUGUGUCUUCGUCCAGCUCGACGGCCUUCGUCCCCGUAUCUGCGAUACAAGGUGGCGUUCCACCGGGCACGCCGCUCUAUGGAGCCUACGGACAGCCAUUGCCUCCAGGCUCACUGCCCCCGCCACCCGCUCAGGGCUACCCCCCUCAACCCGGCAAUGGGUACUACCAACAGCCUCUGCCAUCCCCCACGGGUGGCUACUCGCCAUACGAUGCGCAACGCGCAGGAAGACGGCGGCCGAGAGACGAUGAUGUCGACGAACUCAGACCACCGCCGCCUGACCCAAAUUCAUCAGACGAUCCUCGACGUCGUUCGCCGGCCUCGAGCUCGAACCACAGCAGUCCAGGCGGCUACAUGGCCUACCCACCUGCUGGGCCCGGUGGAUACGAUCCAAGAGGACCCCAGGCAAGACACAGCCCCGGACAAUCGACGGCCGUAGCUCCAACGCAAACUGUAGACGAGCGAGCCGCAGCCGCAACACAUCGGCAGAGCAACUCCUCAACCCCCGCAGCAUCAUCUAGCUCGGUAAUGAGCCUCAACAACUUAGUGGAUACGAACCCCAACGACAUUGAUAGGAACAUGCUUGGAAGAUUGAACCGAGGCCCUCCGGGAAGCCAGAGGAAGUAA
Molecule: messenger RNA, 1362 nt
Organism: Colletotrichum higginsianum IMI 349063
Lineage: Eukaryota; Fungi; Ascomycota; Sordariomycetes; Glomerellales; Glomerellaceae
Product: C6 transcription factor
Exons: 2
Coding region: 1-1362 (453 amino acids)
Biological process (GO): regulation of DNA-templated transcription
Cellular component (GO): nucleus
Molecular function (GO): zinc ion binding; DNA-binding transcription factor activity, RNA polymerase II-specific
Source: RefSeq, a predicted model, not a curated record